Paramecium pentaurelia is the source of this 1624-nucleotide messenger RNA. NCBI's taxonomy places the organism in Eukaryota, Ciliophora, Oligohymenophorea, Peniculida, Parameciidae. The record is from the annotation of a GenBank genome assembly.
AUGAGUUAAGGGGAAAUAAUAAAUAACAUGGAUAAUGUUUUAAAAUAACUAACAAAUAAUUUCAAUGAAUUAAUAAGUAGGGAAUAGUUAUUAAGAUUUCUUGAUUAGAGAUGUAUAUAAUUAUUUGACAGAAUAAUAUUUGAAUAAUUAUAUUCAAGAAUGCCUAAAGGGAUUAAUGGAUAUGUAUCAGUAAAUGAUUUUAAAUAAAUUGUCCUUCAAGCAUAUUAAACAUUGACAACUAAAAUUGCUCAAUCAUCUACUUUAAUGGAUCAAAAAAGAAAGUAAUAUUUCCUAUGUGAAUUAGUGAAUUGAAUACAAUUUCAACAAAAUUGAAAUAAUUAGCUAAUACUGAGAGAUAUAAUAAUUACAAUAUUAGUUUAUAAAGCACAUUAACAAUAUAAAUAUUAGAUGGAAUAGUGGAAUUUCCAGGAAACUCGAAAGUUUAUAUAAAGAUAGGAUGUGAUGAAAUUAUUUAUCAAACUAAAUAUGCAAAUAGAAAUUCACCUUAAUGGGGUGAUACAUUUACUUUUCCAAUAAAAACAGGUUAAGAAGAGAUUUGGCUUGCUAUUUUAGAUGAAGAAUCAACUUUAAAUAAAAAAAUAGGUGGAUAAGUUUAAUUAUAAUUACAAUAAUAUUAUGAUUAAAAAAUUCAUGAAGAAGAGCUUAAUUUAAUGGAUUAACAUAAUAUUUCAAAGUCAGCUAUUAUAAAAGUUACAGUUUAAUGGAUACAUUCUUAAGUAUUAAAAAUAUUAAUAUUUAGACAAAAUAUUUAGAAUAAGAAAUCUUAGAAACAUAAUAAUAAAUGUAAGAACUUAAAUUUGAUAUUGAUGAAUAUAAUAAUGAUAUCAAAGCAAUUUUUUAACCAUUUCAAUUAGAAAAUGUUGAAAAUAAAUUUUAUUAAUCAGAAUAAAGUUAAAAAUAACAAUAAUAAAUUGUAAAUUAACUUUAUUCAACUUAAUAAAAUUAUUCUGUAGAGCCUCCUAAAUAAAAUACUGAAAUCACUCCAAAUUAAUGGUUAAGAAUAAGUUUAAUACUAACUCUUAUGUUUUUUGUAUCAACUAUUGCAGAAUCGUUUAUAAAAACAUAAUAUUUGGAUGUAUAAAUCAGAUUCAUUAGAUUAGUUUCUAAUUUUAUUUUACAGUUUGUGGUUUUAUAUGAACAAUUUUGAAUUGUAAUCUCUAUUACAUAUAAAAAUAAUGACAUUUAUGUACAUAAUGUCUAUUAUUUAUGAUGGUUUUUGGUUAUUUAUUUAUUUUAAACCUUAUUUAAAAAAUGAAGUAAAAUUUGAUCAUUAAGAGGAUACAUUUCAUUAAUAUACUGUAGUACUUUGUAUUUUGAUUCUUAUAGAAAAAGUAAAAAUGUAAUAAUAUUUAAAUUAUAGCUAUUUAUUAUACUCUCUUAUUUUAAUCUAUAUUUAAAAUGUCCUAAUGCAAGAUAAAAUAUAUUUGAUGAAUAAUAUGAAAUUUGUUUUGGAUCAUAUUAUUAAAAGAAAUUAAUAGAAAGUUAAAAAUAAACACAAUACUCUAGCAAAGUAAUUAGAUAAGGUACUCCAAAUAUGAAAUAUGUUUAUCCUAUGUAAUCAUAAUCACAAAGAUAAAGAUAUUCUUUAAGAUAUGUUCAAUGA